Tripterygium wilfordii is the source of this 1580-nucleotide messenger RNA. Its product is annotated as nucleolar and coiled-body phosphoprotein 1-like. The transcript has 3 exons. The record is from RefSeq and is a predicted model, not a curated record. Lineage: Eukaryota; Viridiplantae; Streptophyta; Magnoliopsida; Celastrales; Celastraceae. The coding region runs from base 279 to 1241 and encodes 320 amino acids.
CUCAGGAGCCUCUAUGCCUCCCUUAUCUCUCUCUCUCUCUCGCAGACCAAAACGAGCCGUUUUGAUUCUAUAACCACAAAUCCGCGUUUCCUCUGUUGUUUCAGAUCUCCAAGACCUUUUCGUUCGAUCAUCACAACAACGCCGUCUACGUGACCUUAAUCUUCUCCUUCAAAUCCCUUACGCAAUCCAAUUUUGAGAUAGUUUUCUCUCACAAUUUGCUGACAAAUCGUAUUCGAAGAAGGUAAUCCAGUGUUUGGUGUUCUGUGAGUGAAUUGGAGAUGGUGGGAGGAGGUAGCAGGAGGGACGAGUCGGUUGUGUUGAACAGCACCAACGUGUUUGCGGCGCUUGGGAGUUUGAGGAAGAAGAAGAAGAACUCUGACAAGGAGGGCACUUCGAAGAGCAAAGACAAGAAGGGCGCUGCAUCAUCGGAGAAGGAGCCUGCAAAGGAGGUCUUUUGGGCUCCUGCGCCUCUCACUGUCAAGUCCUGGGCUGAUGUGGACGAUGAAGAUGAUGAUGAUUACUAUGCAACCACUGCCCCGCCUGCAUCUGUCUGGGGCGACACCGAUACCAAGGCCAACGAGGAGACUUCUGAGCCUGUUGUGGAGGAAAGUGAAAGCGAGGAAGAUCUUGAGGAAGCUGAUGAUGAUGUUGAUGAAGAACAUGAACAUGAACCUGAGGCACCAGUUGAAGUGGAGCCGGUUGUUAAGAAGCCCACUGAAGCUCCUUUGGUUCAUAAGGAUACAGAUAGACAGCUCUCAAAGAAGGAAUUAAAGAAAAAGGAACUCGAAGAACUCGAAGCUGUUCUUGCUGAACUUGGACUACAGAAGAAUGCCAAUGCUCAAGAUGAGCCCCAUGUAGGUACUGCACAGAAUAAGAAAGCUGACAUUGACGGAGAGAUGGAAAAGAAGGAGAAUUCCCCUGGAGAGAGCAAAACUUCAAAAAAGAAGAAAAAGAAGGAUAAAUCAUCGAAGGAGCCAAAAGAAUCCGAGAACCAGCCAGAUGAUAAAGAUGUUGGAAAUGGGACUGACGAUGCUGCUGGGACUGAGAAGGCAGAGGAUACAUCGGCUCCUGAUGUGAAAGACCGAUUGAAGAAAUUGGCCUCUUCAAAGAAGAAGAAAUCUAGUAAAGAGAUGGAUGCUGCAGCCCGAGCUGCUGCUAGUGAAGCUGCUGCAAGGAAUGCAAGGCUAGCUGCUGCAAAGAAAAAGGAAAAGAAUCAUUACAAUCAACAGCCUGUGCGGUAAUGAUUCUUACACCAAAAGAAAACAGCUGGUCCGGUAAAAGCUGGAAGUGAGUUUUUUUUCCUUGACCAUCAUGCUUGUGAACUUGUAUCUCGUUCUUUUUGUUAGUGCAAAAUAAACCUUCGGGUCCAAUUUUGCAAAGAAAAUUUUCAACAGUUGCUUGUGGAAAGAGUAGUGUCUUUUUGUUAAAUUAUCAUUGAUGGACUGAUCCAAAUCUUACCAGCCUGACAUUUUUUUUGCACCGGUUUCUUUGUCAUAAGUCAUACCCCUGGAACCUGAUGAAUAUGCCAGAGCAUGGAAUGUUUGGAUACUAUGUUAUAAGAAUGGUCACGAAUUUAUUCA